UUUUUUCAUUCUUGUCAUAUACUAGAGUGUGAUUUUAUCUGAAUGUGUCACCGAGUUCUCACCUGUCAGGUGUGCGCUGAUCGGAAAUGGGCGUGGUCAUUACAGGACUCCUCCCAUAGCAACCGCUAGAGCGUGCCUGCAGUUCCUCGAGUGGAGACACCAGAAGCGCACGUGAAGUCUCACCCGCGCAACGCGAUCCAAAUGAGCUUCCUUGAGCCGGGACAGUGGGGUCAGCCGCCGCCAUGAACGACAAAUACCACCGGGCGGCUCGAGACGGUCACCUGCACCUGCUGAAAGAGGCGACGCGCAAAGAUCUGAACGCGCCGGAUGAGGAUGGAAUGACGCCGACGCUCUGGGCCGCGCACCACGGCAACCUGGACGCGCUCAGACUGCUGGUGGCACGAGGAGGAGAUCCAGAUAAAUGUGAUAUUUGGGGAAACACUCCUCUUCACCUGGCAGCAGCUAAUGGCCAUCUCAACUGUCUGUCCUUUCUGGUGUCAUUUGGCACCAAUGUGUGGUGCUUGGACAAUGACUACCACACACCACUGGACAUGGCGGCCUCUAGGAGCCACAUGGACUGUGUGCGAUAUCUGGACACAAUCGCCGCCAAACAGAUCACCAUCAACCCCAGAGUGGUGAGCAAAUUAAAGGAUCGUGCCUUCCGUAAUGCAGAGAAACGCAUUAAGAACUGUGAAAAGCUUCAGCGCAGGCAUCACGAACGCAUGGAGAAGCAUUUCUUGAGAGAGAGUGCUGCAAUGGACACAUCAGAUACGAUGAGUAACAGCAGUUUCAGCAGCACCCUGAGCCGAAGGAUCCCUCAGUUCAACGCCCUCGACUCCAACAUGACAUACUCACAGGCAACGCUUCAGUCUACAACUAGAGGCCGGACAAAGAUUCAGCGGCGUCUUGAGAAGAAGAAGCAAGCCGAUGGAACGUUCAAGAUAUCUGAAGAUGGGCGAAAGAGUGUUCGCUCGCUCUCUGGUCUUCAGCUGGGCAAUGACGUCAUGUUCUUGAAGCAGGGUACAUACGUCGACCGACGCCAGCAGUCCAGCCCUCGGCUCAACAUCCGUAACAUGUUUUCUGGUAAACAGGACAUCAGGCCAGAUGAUGACGACGAGGUAGACACUGUUUCCCGGGCUCUCAGUGAUCCAGGUCUGUAUGAUGCUGCAUACUCCGAAAUAAGUACAGACUCUGGUCGGGACUCUUUGUUCAACCGCCCAGGACUCGGUACCAUGGUAUUCCGUCGGAAUUAUGUAACUGAUGGGUUGUUCCAAAUGGGACGGAAUGAGGGCAGUGUGGUGGGGAGUGAACCAGUGGGACGAGUCCCGAAUGUCCACUUACGGGGAAGAUUGCCGUUGCGAUCACCCAGUCUUGAUGAAGUCAGCUUAGGCAGCUCAUUGAGUCUCCAAGAGAAGAACUUGCAGGAUUUGCCAUGGGAGGAAGGAGACCUGGGUUUGGAGGAGGAGGAUGACGAGCUUCAGUCAUCGUCGGGUCCUUUAGAAGUAUUCCUGGCAUCUCAGGGACUGAGUGACUUCCUUUCAAUUUUCCAUAGAGAACAGAUGGACCUGGAGGCGUUGCUCUUGUGCUCUGAGCAAGACCUCAUUAGCAUCCAUAUCCCACUCGGACCUCACAAAAAACUACUUGAUGCAUGCAGUAGACGCAACAAUGCUCUGGACGAUGCUGAUGGCAUGCAGGACACUAUGUUGUAGAGUGUGUGUGUGUAUGUCUGUUACUGACUCUGUUCCAAAACCUAGUGUACUUUCUUGCUUCCUGCAUAAGCGGCUGUUUUAAGGCAGCAUCCUAGAUUAACUGUAUCCUUGUGUCUACAUAGUUAGCAACUCAACAAUGCCACACAGAUAGCACUUCAUGCAAAGUGCAUGGGAUACUUGUCCAUUUUCUCCCAUGUAUUGGACAAGUCUUCCAGUAUUUCUGUCAUCUUAUCUACCAUUUGGAUGUUUGUUUGUUUUUUCUCUGAGCUUGUUGCAUUCUCGGAUUGCUUUCUCUAUAACGCAUACAUGCGAUGCUGCUGGGGAAUUUGGCCAAAACAAUAAUUGUGAAAAAAGAUAAUUAUAUUACUGCAACAACUACCUUACUUGCUAUCAAAAACAGCAAAUUAGGGGUUUAUUUAGGGAAACCGUUAUUUGUUAGUUAGUGAAUAUGUGUUCCCUAAUAUAAAGUGUUACUCAAAAUACAGUAAUUUGCUCUUCCUGUGAAAUGACUUUGCUUUUCUGCUGACAACAGUGCAGGCUGUUCAAUAACUGACAAAUAGCUACUUGCGCAUUGUUUUAUUAAACUGUCAUUCAUUUUAACUCCAUUUUGGACUGCAACGCUCACUUUUAAACCAGUCCGGUCAAUACCAGAUUGAUAAAAUCAAGUCCCACCAAACUUGUUUUCCUAACUAAAUAUUCUGUUUCACUAUGAAAUGCAUGACAUUGUGGAAGUAAAACAGGUUGCAUGGUGCAAUUUACAUUUUUUAAAAUUCUGUCUGUACCUGCAUUUUGAACAAAGCCAUUGUGUGUGUCUGUGCAUGAGAAAAAGUGAAACCGCUGCCUCCUUGUGUCACGGAGGAAAACUACAGCUCUUCUAUGGAAAACAUCCCUUUCCAGCCAGCAAAACUGUGAACAAAGGGGUUCUGCUUGCAAAAUGAAGUCUACAUGCCAAUGGUUUCGGUUAUGAAUGCCCUUGCAGUUUGGAGGUUAAAUUCACACAAGCUUUUAAUCUGACCUGCUAUUUACCAGCUUGAGGUUCAUCAAAUAUAUUGUGGUUCCAAAUAUGCUCUGAGUUUC
This is a messenger RNA of Cyprinus carpio (common carp), 2786 nucleotides long. Its product is annotated as Usher syndrome 1Gb (autosomal recessive). Gene Ontology annotation, molecular function: protein binding. Lineage: Eukaryota; Metazoa; Chordata; Actinopteri; Cypriniformes; Cyprinidae. The record is from RefSeq and is a predicted model, not a curated record.